Molecule: messenger RNA, 3051 nt
Organism: Xenopus laevis (African clawed frog)
Lineage: Eukaryota; Metazoa; Chordata; Amphibia; Anura; Pipidae
Gene: dusp10.2.S
Product: dual specificity phosphatase 10, gene 2 S homeolog
Exons: 4
Coding region: 172-1443 (423 amino acids)
Biological process (GO): negative regulation of MAPK cascade
Cellular component (GO): cytoplasm; cytosol
Molecular function (GO): protein tyrosine phosphatase activity; hydrolase activity; protein tyrosine/threonine phosphatase activity
Source: RefSeq, a predicted model, not a curated record
GGAGGGGAUGCCUUCCUCGUCAUUCAGUGUCACCCUCUCCACACACACUGACACAGGCUCACACACAAAGGACAUCACACUGUGUGACACACAAACCCCAGUCAUGCACAAAUGAGGAGGAAUACACAGAGACCCGUACUCACCGAGCAAGGGAGAAGCUGACAAAGCACUAUGCCUCCUGUGCCUCUAGAAGAGCGUUCAGCCCCUUUGCCCCGUCCCCGUUCUCUUCCUCUGCAUCCUCCUCCCAACCCUCGCUUAGCCCCAGAAGUCAGAGGAUUCCAACUUGGACACCGUGCACCCUCUCAUGCCGACCUUACACUUCCUGGACCCCUGCCCCAUCUUCAGUCUGCACGAUGGCCUCGGGAAUCCUGCACCCGGAGAAGAUGUUCUCCUCCAUCACCAUCUCCACGUUCUCCAUCUUGCUUUCGCUGGGCUCUUCAUCCUCUAAAAUGUGGUUGCAGAGGUUGCUGGCGUCUUCUGCGACCAUCCAGGAAAUCUGUGGGCUCAUCUUGCAGCUGUGACCCCAUUGUCACAUUUGACCCCCAGUUUGCUGGCAGUUCGAGGGUUAGCUAUGAUGAAGAUGAUGAUUACAGUGUACGAGCCAUUUGGCCAGAUGAACUUGCACGGAAGAUGAUGUCACAAACCAGAGGUGGGACACUUGGAGGGGCACCUUUGCUUCUAGACUGCAGGGGGCUGGCAACAAUACGGGGAGAUGAAUCAAUGACUUCAACUUCUCCUCUUUCUCCACCACCACCAUCAUCAUCAUCUCCACCUUUGUCUCCAAUCAGAGGAUCGAACCGGAACUUGCAAAGUUUGUAUCUCCUUCUGGAACCAUUCAGUGACAAGGAAAACAGUUGUGAAAAGAAAGCUCUGCCUGAGCCCCCAGCUGAUGAAUGCACAUUGCCAGCAGAACUAUCACUCACAUCACCGCUCUCUCCUGACCUGGAAAAAGCAGAGCUGAGUUCCAUUUUGCCUUUCCUCUUUCUUGGCAAUGAGAUAGAUGCUCAAGAUUUAAACCGUAUGGUUAACCUCAACAUUGGCCAUGUUUUAAAUGUGACGACCCAUCUGCCCCUAUAUCAUGCCGAGUCUGGGGCCCUACGAUACAAGAGACUGCCGGCUACAGAUAACAGCAAGCAGGACCUUCGGCAGUACUUCGAGGAAGCAUUUGAGUUCAUUGAAGAGGCUCAGCAGGAUGGAAAAGGAGUACUCAUCCACUGCCAGGCAGGGGUCUCACGCUCUGCCACCAUUGUUAUUGCGUACCUUAUGAAGCACACCUUGAUGACAGUGGGGGAUGCCUAUAAAUUUGUCAAAGGGAAGCGACCAAUCAUCUCCCCCAACUUGAACUUCAUGGGACAACUGCUGGAGUUUGAAUCAGAUCUGAAUACUGGAGUUACCCCGAGGAUCCUGGUCCCCAAGCUACGGGGUGUUGAGACUGAUGUGUGAAUGGAGUUAUCAUACCAGUGAAGGAAAAUUAAAGAAGAAGGAGAAAUAAGAGACUGUAAAACUAGAAAGAGAUGGGUGAAAAAAAGUCCUUUAGGGCUGUAUAAUUUCAGGGGGGGGGGGGAAUCUCUACAUAAGAAACAGAGAUACAUUUUAUAACAGGGGCUUGUAUAGCCACAGAGACUAAAAUCCUAUACCAACCUUUUCCUAAAGUUAUAUUAUAUCAUCCAUGUUUGGCAGAAAAGGACUAAAUUAGUUAGUGGAUUCAUUGUCAUUGUCAUUAUAAAUGGCUUUGAAAAUAGAUAUUCCGAUAUAGUCACAGCCCUUGCAUUAUAUCGGGAUAUUUUCAUCGCUGCCAAUUCCCCUACGUAAAAAUUACAGAACAAAAAUGACAUAUUUAACUCUACUGAGAUUAAAGUCUCUUUCUUAAGGAUACAGCUAUAGGAUACAAAAUAAAAUGUCAAUUAUUUAAAGUGGGGAAAAAGGAAAAUAAGUUUAUGAAACAAAAUAUUUUAUAUUAUUACAUUGGGUAGGCAGACAUUUUAAAAUGAUACAUCAGCCUCAUAUGUAAAGGUUUGUGGGUUUUUGACCCUGUUUGGCCCAUGUUUGGUUGAAAAUCAAGGGUCCAUCAGAAUGCUGAACUCCAUUUAACAUGGCCGGUGAUAUUUAUUUAAUGCCUAGGCGAGUUUUUUGUUUUUUUUAUAAUCUCUUUUAUUUUUCAAAAUCAGAUGCAUAGACAGAGAAUAAUGCAAAUGUCAUUUUCAGGCAAGUUUUUUUUAUGGAAAAGCUUUAAUAUUCAUGCAGCAAAGCACUGUGAAGGUUAUGGCAGUCUGUCAGUCUAUCAGUCUGCUCAUAGGCCUCUGCCAAGGUCUGUUUAGCAGUAAAUGUGCCAAUCCUGGACUAUGCAUGGCAAGAGUCAGUUUCACACAUACGGCACUAUUUAUUUAUGGAAGUUAUUAUGUUUAUCGCCUUCACUUGUUCUCUCCUAACUUGUCCACGGAUCUAUGGGCUUUCAUAUCUACCAGGGCUGCAUUUAAUGUGAGUGCCACCCUAAGAACUGGACUUCUAACUGCCUGCUACCCCCUCAGAUCAGUCAUCAGGACAUGCACAGGACCCCCUCAGCUUUGCCCCCAGAUUUAUCCAAAUAUCUGGUCGUUAUAAAGUGAAUUUUUUAUUUUGUAACCUUUUUUUAUAUGUAGACACCAGUGGGCUUGCCUACAAGUGUCUAUAUAUAUAUAAAUACAGCUCUACUACAACUGUAAAUCCAAGCAAAUGAACAGUCAUGUAGUUGAACGGCAUUCCUUUUGAAUUGUGUCUUUCUAGCUACUUUGCCUAUGACCUUUUGGCUGUUUGCGUGUCCAAAUGGACAUUGUAGUUCAACAAAUGGGUCAUACGACUGACCUCAACCUAAAUGAACAACUGGCAUUGUAUACAAAUAGUUCAGGCUUUAACUAUGCCUAUGGCUGAAUGAAGUGCAACAUGGCAUAAUUUAAACCAGGAGUCCCCAACUUUUUCUCAAUUUUUUUUUCUCAAAAAGAGUUGGGGAGCAACACAAGCAUGAACAAGUCCCUGGGGGUGCAAAGCAAGUGCUGUGAUUGGUAAUCCCUAUGU